GUGUUUUUGGCUCAAAAAAGCCUUUGCGUACGCUGUUUAGCACGCUUUCGUCGUCAGCGAUACAAGCGCAUGGCCCUGGCACUCCUCCGCCGCGCGAGCACCCUGCGCCGCUCGCUGGCCACGUACGCAAAGGUCCAAGACAGGGACACCACUGUGGCAGCCCUGCGAUUACGAGGCUGGAAGGACCAAGCACCUAAGAGGGACGCCGUCGCGAAGCGCUUCGAGUUCGCGAGCUUCAACGAAGCGUUCGGCUGGAUGUCGCGAGUAGCGUUACAAGCGGAAUCCGUAGAUCACCAUCCCGAGUGGACGAACCUCUACUCCAUCGUCGAGGUCACGCUCACGACACAUGCGGUAGACGGUUUAUCGGACCGCGACGUUCAAAUGGCCGAUUUUAUGGACCAUGCGGCGGCGCGCUUCGCGCCCAAGCCCUUCAAAUGAAAUUGCUUCUAUUCUCGUCAGUGGCGGCGCUGACGGACGUGGACAAGCUGGGUAUCGUUGGCGACUACCAUAUAAAGUCGUCCCACAGUGUAGAUGGCUACUGUCCCAUGCCCGAUGCAUUUGACUGGCCAUCGAUGCCCGGGCCCCGCGUUUAUUAUGACUCGGAGCGGUACGCGCUGCCCCUGUCGAUAGCAGUCGAUGCAGCGCCGGCGGCCUCCGUCUCGGCUCUGUUGCUGGCGUGUUGUGGCGCGAGCGGGGUCAAACAGGACGGGAACAACAACCGCUGGUACGUGCGGAGCAACCCGUCCUCGGGCAAUCUCCACCCCGUCGAGACCUAUGUCCUACUGAACGAGCGCCUCUACCACUACGAUGCGAUGUCGCACUCGCUGGAGCAGCGCGCCGCCAACGCCACCGCACCGGUCGCGGUCUCAAGGGACGCCGUCGUCGUGCUGCUCUCGGCCAUAUCGUGGCGCGAGGAGUGGAAGUACGGCCUGAGGGGGCCAAGGUACACGUACUUGGAUGCCGGCCACGCCAUCGGUGCCGUCCUGCAGGCGGCGCGGGCGUUUGGGUGGAUAGGAUACGUUGCGGACCACCUGGCAGACGCGGAGUUGGCCGCUCUCUUGGGCAUAAACGAUUCUCUCGAGGCACCGGUCGCGGCGAUCGUGCUGGAUCGCCGCGACGGCGUGGCGGCGGCGCCCCAGCCUACGGGUGACGUUACGUGGUACGGCGCGGCGCGACCGCUCGCGCCGCGGUCGUGGUCUCACUCCGCCGUCGACGCGCUCGCGAGCGCAGUCGUCAAGCCAACGACGCCGCCGCGGCAGCCCUAUGUUGACGAGGCGGGACCGGCUACAAGCGCGGAGGCCUACGUCCGGCUCGCGCGGCGGCGGCGCACGGCGCUCGCAUUUGCGAGGAAUACAACGACGAGCGCUGCGUUCUUCGAGACGUUGCAUGCCGUUCUGGACGAGGCGCGGCGCUUCGAGGGCGUGCAGGUAUCGCCCCUGCUGGUUUUUGUGCACGGCGUCGACGGCAUCGAACCUGGAACGUACCUCGUCAACCCGGGCGAGCUCCUCUCGCGCGUCCCGGCGGUGCCAGUCUCCUGGCCCCCCGAGGCGUACCUUAUCUCAGCCGGCGACGUCCGAGCGGCGACGGCGGCCGCAGCGUGCCACCAGGCGAUCGCGGGCGACGCGGCGUUCGUAAUUGCGUUCUUGGCUGAUAUGGGAGCGGCCUUCUCUGAGCCGCCGGCGCCCUACAUGUAUCCACGCCUCUUCUGGCAGGCCGGGGCGCUGGGUCACAGACUCUACCUCGCGGCGACGGCGCGCGGUCUCGGCGCGUCGGGUAUCGGAUGUUUUUUCGAUGAUGCGGUCCAUGCAUUUGUGGGCCUCUCAGACGAGCGCUUCCAGGCGCUCUACUUGGUCGCCGUCGGGGCGGCGCUGCCGGACGAGCGACUGCUCGCCGAGGACCCGUUCGUCGGGCUCCGGGGGGAGGGCGUGUCAUUUACUGUGUAAGUGCUACUAAGUCACCCC
Molecule: messenger RNA, 1961 nt
Organism: Pelagomonas calceolata
Lineage: Eukaryota; Pelagophyceae; Pelagomonadales; Pelagomonadaceae
Source: the annotation of a GenBank genome assembly